AGCAACAAAAACAACAACACUAACAGCUGAAUGUGGCGAUUUCAAUGUUGCUCAGCAAAACGCUUCAUGAAUUUAUCUACAAUUAUAAACAGUAAGCUGCAUUAUUCGAUUGUGAGUAUUCUAACCAGGGAUGAGAUUUGUACCAGUCGCUGUGGAAGCUUCUCCUGGCUCCUCCCUGGAGGGAAACUCUCUCAUAUUGGCUGCACUGGCACCUCACACCUGGACUUGGAUACGUCUAGAAGAUGGAGGGGAGGAAAGAUUCAAACUGCAUUACAUCUGAACUCAUUAUACAAUAUAACAACUAGUAAAAACAUCAUCAAUUUGGAACAGUCAGUGAUUAGUUUUAUAAAACGGAUAGUUCCGGUCCUAAAAUCUGAUUGGCUGAGCCGCGUCUUGUAAAAUCCCCGAUAAACGCACACCUAGGACCAGCUCACAUCAUUCCAUAUUAAUACGCCACUGAAUAGAAAAAAAUUAAUGUUAUUUUCGCCCUCAUGUUGCCUAGCAACACUGUUAAUCGAACUAUUUUGCGUCGCGGAAGAAUGCUUUAUUAGAGAAGUUGAGAGAAGAUUACAGGAUUGAGAGAAGACUACUGGGUGUUGUACCGCAUUUAAAAUACGCCUACAAUAGGCAUGCCAGAUAUUGAACUUUUAAAACACCCCUCAAGGGAACCCAAAGACAGUUUGCAAGCAUUAAGCAGCUGCUCUUAUCCAGAGCGAAUUACAGAAUGUGACUUAGAAGAUGCUGUAGAAGACAAGGAAGAAUGGCAACUAGUCUACCACAUACAUUUAUGUAAACUGAAAAACAAUACAUCACCAUUCAUGGCCAAAGCAGUGUGCUGCAUCCAAGAGCUAAGGAACAAAUUGGAGAACUGGUACAAGGAGGAGAGUAAUAAUCUAUAUGAUCAUUUUGAAGAAGGAAAUCAAAAUGAUGUAUGGAGGUUUGAUUCUACCAAUUCUAAGAUUGAUAUAACACCAGCUGAAUUUCAUAUUGAAAGCAUAAGCCUUCAAAGUAAUUAUGAAAGUAAAACAUUGAGCCCUUUCUGGAAAAGGAUCUUGCUUAAGGUGCUGUCUCAUAUCAAGAAUCUGGAGUCAGAUCUACAAGAGGCCAAGAAGGAACUGCAAGAGGAACAUCAAAAGGCACAGAGACUAAGAACGAAGCAGAACAGUCUCUUUGUCUGGAAACAACAGCAGUUUCCUGUGGCAGUUCAGAUAGAGUAUGAAGCCUGCACCAAAGACAUCACAGAGUUAAAAUGGCAUCUUGAGGUAAAGAAAGAUCGAAUGAAGCAACUGAGAAACAGCCUAAGCCACAGUGAGACACAGAAUUGUCAGCUGGUUAAGGAUAUUGAUUUUGUAAGGAAACAUGACCAACUUGUAAAGAAGAAGCUGCAACUGGAGAUGGCAGUCAUAAAGCAGAUAAAAUCAGGCCAUACUAAGACUAGUGUGAUGUUCACCAAGAUAUACCAUGAGGCAAUCAGUUGCCAGCAGGAGUUGGAGAAUAAGGAACUGCAAAUGAAUAACGAAAGAGGGAUGAUGACCAUAAUGCUUAAUGAUGUCCAUAAUCAGCUUAAAGAUCAAAUCAAUGAACUCAAGCGGUUGAAGUCCUACUGGGACAUUUACUGUAACAAAGUUAGUAAAACUGAAAGGAAGGCUGAAUUAAAAGACAACCAACUUGAUGCCAUACUACAGCAGAUUUCCCUUUUUAAAGCUGAAGAGACCAAAAUAUACAAUGUUAUUGUGGAUCUAAAAGCAAAACUAGAAAGACAAAAUGGUGAACUUGGAAGAAAACAAGAUGGACUUCUGAACCUUCAAAAUCAGAUUAAAGCAACUAUGUAUGAAACAGAAGCACAGAUUUCUAAGUUUGAGGAAAUCUUACAUAGGAAGCGGCAAGACCUUAUUUGUCUGCACGAUAAAAAUAAAGUUCAUGAAAUUGAAACUAAAGAUUACAACAACAGGAUCAGCCAAAGCAAGGAGACAAUAAAUGGGUUGCAGAGUGGCCAAAAACGGAUAUUACAGAGGAUCAGUCAAAAUGAGGAACAGUGGGAGCAGGCCAAGGCUAAGCUGGCACUGGAGAUUGACCAUCACUCAAAUACUCUAGCUAGGUUAAAUGAAUUAAAUCAACAAACAUUUCUUCAGGAGCAAAUGAUGGAGAAAGAGGCAGAACAGUUAAAGAUGCAGCUGAUAAGUGAGAUGAACUUGGUAGCAGUUUUUAAGGGUUCCAUUGCCUCCAUCACAGAAGAAAUGAAUAUUGCAAAGGUUGAUGGUGAAAGAAUGAAGAAUGAGCUACUGGAAAAAUAUCAAGUAGCCUCCUAUUCAGUCUCCCAACUGGAAACAAGAAUGGUGGAACUAAAAGACGUACAUACAGCAAAAUCAAAGACAACGGACAUCUUAAAAAAGAAUCUAAGUGACAUAUUAACCAAUGGCAAAGACUGGUCUAAAGAUCUUGAACAGCAAAAGUGUGUUUGUCUGGACCAUUUAAAUUCAGUUAAAAAAGCCCACAGCACAUUCUUACUGAGGUGUGAACAGGUAUCCUUAAAGAUUGAGGAGCUCAGCCUAGACUGUGUAGAAUACAGGAAAGCAUCAGACAUGAUGGAAAAAAUUGCUGCUGUCAUGCCAGUAGAAAAACUACAGAGUGCAUAUGACAUGGUGGAAUACAAGCACAACAUGGCUGACACAAUGAUAAAGAGUCUUCAAAGUAACAUGGUGGCCUAUAGAAACAGGAUAGCUGUGUCUGAGAAAGCACACUCUACCCUUAUUUGUGAGCGUCAGGUUAACGUUCAGGAAAUCAAGUCUAAUUUGAAAGCAGCUCAAAAAGAAAAUAUGAAGCUGGAACAUGAAUACAGGGAACUGCAGAAAGCUCUUAUGAUUGCCAAGCGAGAUGCUGUUUGCUUGUUCAUCGAGAAAAAAAGAGCCAACGGUUCCUUUCAAGAUCACAAACAGCUUUCAUUGUUGCAGAGGAGGAUGCACAAAGCCAUGCUGAAAUACUUCAAACACCGCAGCAGCUACAGCCAGGCAAAUCUGGCCUGCUCCCAGACCCUUUCCAACAAGAACAACCAGAAAAAUAAAGCCCUCCAGGAAAAGUUCCUAAGAACAAUACAAACCUCUGCUAUCUCUCCCUCACUACCAGAUGAUUCAACUUCUAGCCACAAUGAUAAAGCAGACAAACAUGGACAUUGAUGGACUGAACUGGAAGACCCCUUCAGUACACAUAACAAAGUAGUUGGACAUUUACUUGUGUGCCAGACAACUCACUUAAAACCCUCUCCAAGCCUGCUUCACUGUCUCUACCCUUUCUGCUCCUCACAGCCCAAUCCAUAACAAUGAAACAGGUGACUUUCAUGCUGCUGUCAGGAAUGAUCUAAUUUUAGCUGGGUGAAUGAUUGCAAUUGGCUUUGCCUCAUCAGAUAAUUAAUCUAUGUCACCAUUAAUUGGAAAAGAGAAUAAUUACAUGGCUGUGUUGACAGAAAUUCUUCUUCAGAUUCCCGGAUCUAAUUACACCUACAAAACCCUUCUGAUCCAAAUCCUUUGGUUAGUAUACCACCGUAGCCUUAAGAAGUGCAUAACUGAGUUGCACCCUUUCUCCCUUAACGUAUUCCCUUUUUUUAUUUACCCUUUUUUUCUUUGUCUUCUCAGAGAGCUGUCUCUCUCAAUCACUUUUCAAUAUUCAAUCUUAAUUUUGUUGAAGUUUAGCAUUUUCAAUGAGCUGGAGAUGAAUGAUUAAUGAAUAAAUUUAUAUGCUUCAUUUUGUCCAUGGAUCAUUAGUCAAGUCCUUUGUGGGAAGGACCUGCAAAAAAGGAGGAAAAAUUAUUAAGACAUUAGCCUCAAGCUAUCCCGGAGUAAAUAGUAUGCACAGAAGGGUGUUGUGUGAGCACUACCCACUGGCAUUCCUUAGAAUUCCCCAUGAAAACACUUGUGUUUCUGUUUUUCCUCAUCACAUGACUGAUGUAACACAUUUAGUGACACAUUUAUUUGGAAAUCUUUUUUUUAAUUAAAAUGUCUGCAUGUAAGUACUUUUUCUAAGCAAGUUUACUCAGGAAUAAGUGUGUACACAUAAAAAGCUCGUUUGUCAUUGUUGUUUAAAGCUAGCACCUGUGGCUCUUUUCCCCUUGGAUGUUACAGUUUGUCAUAUAACUAUGCUAUGUAGCUGUACAAAUAUAAAGUGGUACCUUGUAACUCAAUGUUCCCUAAACUCAAAAUCUUUGAAACUCAACAAGAAAUUUGUACCCUUAAACUCAACGUUUCCCUUAAA
Molecule: messenger RNA, 4245 nt
Organism: Trichomycterus rosablanca
Lineage: Eukaryota; Metazoa; Chordata; Actinopteri; Siluriformes; Trichomycteridae
Product: coiled-coil domain-containing protein 178
Exons: 22
Coding region: 630-3173 (847 amino acids)
Source: RefSeq, a predicted model, not a curated record